Messenger RNA from Parathielavia appendiculata, 1368 nucleotides. RefSeq lists its product as uncharacterized. Bases 1 to 1368 code for a protein of 455 amino acids. The record is from RefSeq and is a predicted model, not a curated record. The transcript has 3 exons. Lineage: Eukaryota; Fungi; Ascomycota; Sordariomycetes; Sordariales; Chaetomiaceae.
AUGUAUUCGGCUCCCUAUGGUUACCCAAAUACCGCCGCAGGCCCUAUCUUCAACGGCGCUGCCCCAACCCCACAAGGGCCUCACUUGCAACCUGGCCCAGCUCCGAACCAGCCACAGCAGAUGAUGUUCAACACACAGCAGUUCCCCAUGCCGGGCCAGCCAGGUGCCUUCUCCGCCGGCCCUAACCCAGCACUCAUGGGGGGAGCUGUUGGGCCUGCAGGGAUGAUGCAGAAUGCCGGCAUGCCGCACAUGACUGCCAAUGGCCAGAUGGGAUUUCAGGGCGCCUUUACAACGGCGCCGUAUGUGGCGGCCAUUCCUUCGUCUGCGGGUCCCCAGCCGCAGCUACCUGCCAACUUUAUGAUGGCCAGCCAAAUGGCACCCUAUCAGAUGAACACGGGCUUGCCAAGCCAGCAGUCCAUGAUGCAGCGCAUGCUCCCCGGGCAGCAGAACUCAGCUGGUAUCCCUGUUUCUAGCCCUCAACGGCAAUUCAACUCGUCUCAAGGCACGCCCACCGGCUCGAUGCCAGCCCAGCAGCAGCAGUUCUCGACUCCCCAGACCCAGGGCCCGCCUCAGAGCCAAACGCCCACAACCGCGCAGCCGCCAUCGGCCUCAGUAGCAACACCACAGACUCCAACCUUCCCUGCAGACCCGGGGCAAUCUUUGGGGAGUGGGACAUUGACCGCCUCAGCCCCUCAAAGCCCGGCCACCGAGUCUCGGGACAAGGAGAGAAUGGCCGUUCUACUGGAGAUUAACCAAGAGCUGCUGUAUGAAUCGAUACAGCUCGUCAACAGCCGGAACGAGCUCAAAAAGGAACAGGCGGCUGUCGAGGCAGGAGGGGCAAAAAACAGCGACAUAGAUUAUGCCGAGGAGGAGAAACUGGCGAAUCUGGACUAUAAUCAGUGCAUGAGGAGGCUACAAGCCAACCUCACGUACAUGUUCGCCCUGGCUGACCGCAAGAAGGGGGUACCGCCAUCGCCCGCCUAUCUGACGCCGCCGCCGCUCAACCUGCAGCUCAAGCUAAAGCUACCACCUAGCACGCCGGACGACCCAAUGGAAAGACCCGAAGACCCCAUCGCGGACCGCGUGGAGCGCGACCAGCUGCUCAAGAGCCUGUACAAGAAGCUCCAGUCGCUGUAUCCGGGCAUCGACCCGAACAAGGAACCACCUGCUCAACCGCCCGCUGGCGCCCGACCCAGCGUUGGGAAUGCCAACGCCGCUGGUGCCAAGGGGCUGAACGGCACCGAGCCGAACCACCUCGGUGGCGGUGGACAGCAGGGAUCGAAUCAGAACAGUCCUGCUCCGACGCCAGGGCAGACUCAGGGGACGCCGCUGAUGGGGAACGUGACCGUGUCGGGUUUGCAGCAGUAG